This is a messenger RNA of Aureococcus anophagefferens, 1548 nucleotides long. RefSeq lists its product as hypothetical. Gene Ontology annotation, molecular function: protein binding. Bases 1 to 1548 code for a protein of 515 amino acids. The transcript has a single exon. NCBI's taxonomy places the organism in Eukaryota, Pelagophyceae, Pelagomonadales, Pelagomonadaceae. The record is from RefSeq and is a predicted model, not a curated record.
AUGCGCAACGACGCCAUCGUCAUGGCGGCCAUGGAGAAGCAGAUCUGGAUGGAGAACCGGGAGAAGGACCUCAUUUUAAAACAGAUCGGCGACCUGAAGGCCGCGCGCGACGCGCGGAAGCGGAAACGGUCCCGCGCCGCGCGCGCGGCGCUCGUGAAGCGGUGCCACGAGCUCGCGGCCGCGGUGCAAAAGUGCUGGCGCAACUGCAAGGUGCGCAGCGAGGCCGCGGCGCUGCUCCAGUACUACCGCGAGAAGCGCGCCGCGGAGCGGAUGCAGGUCUUUCUCAUGAAGCGGCUCCGGGGCCUGCAGGCGCGCCGCGACUACCGGCGGAAGAAGACGGCCGUCGCCGUGGCGUAUCGCGUCGUGCGGAGCUUCCUGCUCGUGCGCCGCUUCCGGCGCGCGGCGCUCCAGGCGCUCGCGCGGCACCGCGUCGUCGAGUCGCUCGUCGGAGGAGGUCUCGCCGGGGCCGUCGCGGACUGUGCGUCGCGAGAGCGCUGCGCGAUCCCGAUCCAGAACCGGUGGCGGGGCCUCGCGGCCCUGCGCCACGUGCGGCGGGUGCGCGGGGCGCUCGCCGAGCGGCGGCAGCGGCGGCGCGCCGAGGCGGCGAUCUACCGCGUCGUGCGCCAGCACCUCGUGCGGCGGCGCGUCCGAUGGAUGGCGCUGCGCAAGUCGAAGCUCAUCGGGCUCCGGCGCUUCCGCGCGCUGCGGCGGUGCCGCAUGCGCGACACGUGGCUCGAGCUGGCCGCGGACCUGGCCAUCGAGAAAGCGGGGGACGCGCUCGACGCGACGCGCGCGGCCGCGCACAAGGCGCACUGGGCCGUCGCGCACAUGAAGAAUCUGAUCCAGCACGACGCCGAGCGGCAGCAGCGCCUGCGCCACGUCGACGCGGAGCGGGAGCGGCGGGAAGCGGCGGGGGAAAAGGCCGAGCUCGGCGUGCCCGGGCGGACGCUGGGCGAUCGCGUCGAGGAACACGUGACGCCCGAGGAGCGCGAUCGACGGGAUGCGGAGAAGGCCAUCGAGCUCGCGAAGCGGCACGAGCUGACGCUGAAGCGCGCGGCGGAGGCCAAGGUCGAGGCGGCCGACGCGCGGCGCGAGGCGAAGAUCGGCGAGCUCAAGGCGCAGAUCCGCCGCAAGUCGCUCGCGGCGCUGUCGGCGAAGGAGGACGAGGAGCACGAGCGGCAGCGGGCGCUGCUCAAGGCCAAGGCGACCGUGGCCAAGCACGAGGACCGGCCCAAGCCCUGGGUCGCGGGCGGCGCCGUGCGGCGCGUCCACCGGCUCACGGACGACGUCGUCCCCGUGCCCGCGAUGACGGAGCACCAGUUCGCCUACAUGCCGUCCCUGCGCCGGAGCUCGACGCGGCUCCAGGCCGCCGUGCGCUGGGGACGGGUCGCGUCGCUGAGCCCGAGCUCGUUCGCGGGCUCGCGCGCGCUCGCGGUGUCGUCGCCGUCGAACCGCGCGGGGCAGGCCCGCGGCACGCUCGCGGCGCUGACGCUCGGGAAGCGCCUCGCGGCGAAGAAGCGGGCGGCGGAGGAGGACGAGGUGGUUUAA